AUGCCGAAAUCAAAGAAGCAAAAUCAGAGUGAAGCGGUGUCUAAAUUCACAUUUCUGUCGAAAGAAUGUAUUAGAUACUGUGAUAAAGUCGGAACUUUAAUUUCGGAAAAUGAAAACAUUGCAUUUCUAACGGGCAUAAAAACAAAAUUGGAUAAUUUAGCAGGGGGUUUGGAAUCAGCAUUCCUUUUAAUUGAAGAUAAUGAGGAGUUUUAUGAUAAAUACAUUCAAACGUCAGAUCAAGUGCUUGAAGCAUUAGCUAAAAUCGAAAUCUUUGUAUCACAGAACUCGGGAUCCGCUGAUCAGAAGGUAAGAAAUGAUCCGGAAGCAAAAACUCUUAAACUCCCGAAAAUGACUUUGAUGAAUUUUUAUGGAGAUACAGAGGAUUGGAUUAGUUUUAGAGAAAUAUUUAAAUCGGCUAUUCUUGACAACAGUCAGUUAACAGACUUAGAAAAAUUACAAUAUCUCCAGACAGCUGUUCGUGGAAGUGCAGCCAAAUUAAUUCGUGGCUUUUCCCUCCAAGGAGAGAACUUAAAAAACUGUUGGGAUAUUUUAUGUCAGAGAUUUGAAAACAAACGCAUUUUAGCCUUAGCUCAAAUAAAUAACUUGUUUUCGUCUAAAAUAACAAAGGUUGAUAAUUCGAAAGGUCUACUGGAGUUGUUAGAUAGAUGCAAUGAAGCAGUCAGAAAUCUAAAAACAUUAGGUUUGGAGUCUAACGCUCUAAGUGACUUAAUGAUAAUUCGAUUCAUGCUUUCCAAAUUGGAUGAGUUGGUUAGACAAAGAUGGGAAUUGACUUUAGAUAAUCACAGUAUACCAAGUCUAGAGAGUUUUAAGUCGUUUAUGGAAAAGGAAGCGCGAAGUCUGGAAAACAAAAGGGAAAGUCGAAAUGAUAGUAGCAUUUCAAACCGUAAACCCAUGGAUAAUCGGGAAAAUAAAAUGGGCAAUUCAAAUCGAUUCCGUAAGCCAGUUGUAAAUAGUACAGUUGUAGAGAAAGGAAAUAUCUGUGUUGUGUGCAAACAAAAUCAUAAGUUAUUCAAAUGUCCAAAAUUCAAUAAUAUGCCCCUUGAGGAUAGGUGGGGUGUCGUGCAAACUCACAAGUUGUGCGAAAAUUGUUUGAGGGAUAAUCACAGUCAAUCGGAGUGCAAACUUUCAUACACAUGUAAAUGUUGCGCUUUGCGCCAUCAUACUUUGUUGCAUAGGUAUACUGUGGCUCCAGAGCCUGUCCAUUCGGUAUCAGCAGUGUCUAAUAAUGCGGGGCAAAACUCAAUGUGUGUACUUUUGUCAACAGCAUUAGUUAAUGUGAAGGGUAGUUCGGGAGAGGUAAUUCAGUGUAAAUUAUUGAUUGAUAAUGCAUCGCAAAAUUCGUUAAUCACUCGAAAAUGUGCGGAACGCUUACAAUUAAAUUUUCAGAACACAUCUCAUCAGUUGAUAGGGAUUAAUGGCCUUAUGGCUGAAACUUCUCUUCAUUCGACUACCUUUGAAUUCUCCGCACACUUUUCUAAAAAAUUUCUGAAAAUUAAUGCUUUCGUAGUAAAUCAAAUAACCUCACCUCUUCCGAAUUUCCGUUUGAGAAAACAUUCUUGGCCUCACCUGGAAGGGAUUCAGUUGGCUGAUCCCACAUUCUAUGACACAUCAGAGAUUGACAUUUUGCUAGGGGCUGAGCUAGCCACACGUCUUAUCAUUGGCCCUCCUCUUCGAGGUCAGCACGGAACACCAGAUGCCUUGCCAACAGAAAUAGGGUAUGUGCUGGCAGGCAAAGUCGGACAUUGCCACAGUGAUCGGAAAUCUGUGUCCCACCUUACUGUGUCAUUAAAUGAGACUUUACAAAAAUUCUGGACCGUGGAGUCUGUGCCCAUCCAAGAAAUUCAAACUGAAGAUGAUGAACUCGCGGAAACAUUGUUUAAAAAAUCCGUUAAAAGAGAUGAAAAUGGAAGAUAUAUUGUAAAGCUCCCCAUAAAAGUAAAUUCGAAUCUAGGAGAAAGCAAAACCCAAGCGCAUCAAAGGUUUCAUCUCCUAGAAAAGAAACUCGAUAGAAAUCCCGCGUUAAAGGAACAAUAUGUCACAUUCAUGAAGGAGUAUGAGAAACUUAACCAUAUGAGUGUCGUAAAAUCUGAAGAUGUCCAUAAGGUCCCUCACUAUUAUUUGCCUCACCAUGGUGUGGUUAAUGAAAAUAGCACCACCACGAAAUUACGCGUAGUGUUCGAUGCCUCAGCUAGAACCUCUAAUCAACAUUCUCUAAAUGACAUUCUUCUUACUGGACCUAAACUUCAGACUCACAUAUUUUGCAAUUUGAUAACAUUUCGUUCCUAUCCCGUUGCUUUUGUGGCUGACAUCGCCAAAAUGUAUCGUCAGAUUCGUAUUGCUGAGGAAGAUCAAGAUUAUCAAAGAAUAGUGUGGAGGAAUAAUCAAGAUGAACCUCUAAAAAUAUUUCGUCUUAACACAGUGACAUACGGUACGUCAGCAGCGCCAUUCUUAGCUCUACGUACCCUCCAUCAACUAUGUGACGAUGAAAAGGAAAAUUUUCCAAUUGCGUCAGAAUUAUCGCGUACUCAUUUUUAUGUCGACGACUUAUUGUGCGGUGCUGCAUCUGUUGGAGAAGCAAGAUCCAUAAUACCCGAAAUGAUAAAAUUCAUGGAAAGUGGGGGUUUCCCUCUGCGCAAAUGGUCAUGCAAUUACCCGGAGGUAAUAGAGAAUCUUCCUGAUCACAUGAGAGCUUCUACCGAUACCCAUUCCUUUCAAAAUGACGUAAAUCAGAAAGUCUUGGGUCUUGAAUGGAAUGAAACUAAAGACAGUCUUCGGGUUCGGGCAGUCCUUACAGAACAUGUAAAUUCUAAGCGUCAAUUACUCUCCGUUAUUGCUAAAACAUACGAUCCACUUGGUCUUAUCGCACCUGCCACCAUUAAACUGAAAAUAAUGUUGCAAGAGAUUUGGAAAACUAAAAUAGGUUGGGAUGAUUCUUUACCUCAUUAUCUGCUCGAAGAAUGGCAAACCUUUCAGUCUCAAAGUUUCGUCUUACAGGAUAUCUCUGCACCUAGGUAUUUGCAAUGCGCUAAAGCCACAACAAUUGAGCUACAUGGUUUCUCCGAUGCUUCCACAAAGGCGUACGCAGCAGUGGUUUACAUCCGUGCUAUUUCUGAGACUGUGCGCGUAUCUUUCGUGGCAGCAAAAACGCGAGUUGCACCAGUCCAGACAUUGACUUUACCCCGUCUGGAGUUAUGUGGAGCAUUAUUGCUCGCAGAACUGGUGAACACUAUCAAAAAAACACUGUCACUCAGUAAUGAGAAAACCUUUUUAUGGUGUGACUCAACCAUCACUUUAAGUUGGAUAGCCAAUCCACCCUCAAGCGGAAACCAAUUUGUUCGUCAUCGAGUUACAAAGAUUUUAUCCAUGUCAAAUGUUAAGUCCUGGAAUUUCAUUCCUUCCCGGGAGAACCCAGCCGACUGUGCAAGCAGGGGACUCUUUCCUAACCAAUUGAAAGAUCAUAAGACUUGGCUUACGGGACCAACCUGGCUCCAAAAUGCUUCAAAUUGGGCAAGUCCGUCUACAAUUCCAGAUGUUGUUCGGAACGAUUCACAUAUUGAGGAGGAUCUUUUCCUGGCAACCACCGCAUCUGAAGAGCAGAGCCUUCUUAAAAGAUAUUCUUCUUAUAAGAAAACAAUUAGGGUUAUUGGGUGGAUUUUACGUUAUUUCUACAAUCUGAAGCACAAGGAAAGACUUUCAGGGACAUUGACUGUUCCAGAGCUAGAUCGGUCUUUGAAGUGCAUUCUUCUACAAAUUCAACAGGAGACUUUCAAUACGGAGAUUAACUGCCUGAGAAAAAAACGGGCUAUUCCCACUUCAAGUCGACUUUUGAGAUUAAAUGUCUUCUUAGAUGCCGAGGGACUUCUUCGAGUUGGUGGCAGCCUGUCAAAGCAUCCUACUCUGCCGUAUGACCAUAAGUACCCUAUUAUUCUUCCAAAGCAACAUCACUUCACAAAAUUAGUUGUUGAGCACUUUCAUGAAGUCAGUUUGCAUGGAGGAACUGAAAUGGUUUUAUCCUUAAUUCGUCAACAAUUCUGGAUAAUAGAUGGAAGAUCAACAGUUAAAAAAUUCCUUCGUAUGUGUAUAAGAUGUUUCCGGUAUUCUGCUAGACCGCCCACUCAACUAAUGGGCGAUUUACCCGCAUCUAGAAUUACACCUUCAAGGGCGUUCGAAAACACUGGAGUUGACUUCGCUGGGCCAAUUAUAACAAAAUGUCAGCAUAUUCGCAAGGCGAGCGAAUUCAAAUCAUAUAUAUGCCUUUUUGUGUGCUUCAGCACCAAAGCCGUUCAUUUAGAGUUAGUCUCCAGCUUGUCUGCUCAGGCAUUUUUAGCAGCUUUUCGAAGGUUUGUGGCACGUCGGGGUCUACCAACUCAUAUGCAUUCGGACAACGGGAAGAACUUCGUAGGUGCGGCGUCGUACCUAAAAGAACUCGUAAGAAUGGUCAAAGACCCAAUUGUGCAAGACUAUUGUGCUUCGAGAAACGUGACGUGGCACUUCAUUCCACCGUACGCGCCUAACUUCGGGGGACUAUGGGAGUCUUCCAUCAAGUUAGCAAAGCGUCAUCUGGUAAAAAUCACUCGAGGAGCGCUUCUAAAUUUCGAGGAGCUAAGUACUCUCCUCUGCCAGAUAGAGGCAUGUCUAAAUUCACGCCCACUGACGUCUCUAUCUACCAACGUUAACGAUUUCCAAGCGCUUACCCCUGGUCAUUUUUUGAUCGGGUCACCUCUAUUGGAAAUCCCAGAAUCUGACUCCGCUAAUAAUCAUCUUAGUUUUUAUUCCAGAUGGAGGUUGUUAUUACAGCUAAAAGAGCAGUUCUGGAGAAGGUGGUCCAAGGAUUAUUUGCAGUCACUUCAACCCAGGACUCGGUGGACCAGAGCAGGGCGUCAACUGCAACUGGGACAAAUGGUCUUGGUAGAAGACAAAGCUUCACCCCAAGGAUUCAUCCUAGGUCGAAUCGCCAGAAUAUUUCCAGGGAAGGAUGACAUCACCCGAGUGGUCAGCAUCCGAACCGCCACAGGAGAGGUCACCAGAGCUGUAGGACGUAUACGACUGCUGCCGAUUAGUGACUGUGCCCCCCCGGAAGAUGUUUCGGACAAAACAUUGAUAGAGGGCGCUGAAGUCAACUAG
Molecule: messenger RNA, 5145 nt
Organism: Uloborus diversus
Lineage: Eukaryota; Metazoa; Arthropoda; Arachnida; Araneae; Uloboridae
Exons: 1
Coding region: 1-5145 (1714 amino acids)
Biological process (GO): DNA integration
Molecular function (GO): nucleic acid binding
Source: RefSeq, a predicted model, not a curated record